AUGAAAAUUCAGAGGGAUGUUAAGUGCUUCUGGAGAGCAGUGAAAUUGACUUGGCAACAAUUCUGCGAUAGAACAUUCAUUCACGGUAUUCGCUACAUUGAGGAUUCAGAAGGCAAUUUUUAUACUCACGUGAUGUGGCUUAUAGUCACAUCCACGUCGCUUAUUCUGGCUAUAAUGCUCGUGAACACCUUCUGGGAAGAGUACAAGACAAAUCCCACGAGGAUGAAUGUCGAGAGUGUUAAUGUUCCCAUAUCAGAAUUGGACUUUCCCGCGGUCACCUUCUGCAAUGUGAACAGGAUUAUCAUAGAGCGAACGGAAGAGUUUGCAGAGAGCUUAAUCGUCCCAUCGAGUCUUGGUGAAAUAUCUUCUAAGCAGAUUAGUCAGUGGCUUAAGAACAUCAUCGGCUUCUCUGACUACAUCAGUGAUGUAAAUCCCGAUCAUUUGGCGACUCUGCAGGAUAUUCUCAAUGCCAAUAAUGUCUCCAUCGCCACCACUAUGCGCCUGGUGCAGCAAUCCUGCUCAUCACUGCUUGUCCGAUGUCGCUGGGAGGGAAAAAUCGUCAAUUGCUCCAGCAUCUUCAGUCCCUUGCCCACCUUCCGUGGUUUUUGCUGCUCCUUCAAUGCCCUCGCCUCCUUGGGCAUUGCGGUGGCGCAACGGACAAAUCACUUUGGAAUCGGGAGUGGUCUGUCCGUUGUCUUGGCGCCCUCCUUAGAGAACACCACAGUGAGUGGCGCCUACACGAAAGGCGUUCGCGUGUUGAUCAACGAACCGGCGGCGUAUCCUGGCGACAGGAGCAUCGAGAAGAUCUAUCCGCUGGGAAUGGAAAACCUCGUGCGGGUUUCCGGAGAACAGACAAAUUGCUCAGACAUGGUCAGAAAUCUGCCCAUAACCGAUCGAAAGUGCUACUUUCCCACGGAUUUCCGACUCAAAUUCUUCAGCAAUUACAGAGAGAAUAAUUGCGAUAUUGAGUGCAGAAUUGAUGAAACCCUGAAUUAUUGCCAAUGCGUGCCAUUCUUCUUUCCUAAUCCCCAAAAUCUCGAUGUCUGCAAUGUUACACGGAUUCCCUGUCUGGUUGAUAAUUAUGAUCUCAUCAAUCGGCAAAGUACCAACGGUACUGAGCCGUUUUGUGAUUGUCUGUCCAAUUGCAAUGGCAUUUACUACGAUGUUCGCUCCAACAGUGCUUUUCUCUCCAAAUAUCCGUACUCGACAUCACCGCUUUACAAGGACCUGAACGUGAGCACUCACAUGAUCGUCCAUGUGUUCUUCGGAUCGCACGAUUUUAUGAAACUGAGACGCGAUUUGCUGUCUGACGUUGUCGUCCUCAUCGCAAAUCUCGGUGGGGUGUUCAAUCUUUUCCUGGGCAUCAGUAUCCUCACGAUGCUGGAAGUGCCCUACUUCGCCACGGUGAGACUCUAUGCCAACUAUCGUCACCUCGAGGAGGAGCUGAGGAAGCGAGAGCUCUUCGUGAAGCGCCUCCACGUGCAGGCACUUCAGAUGAAGAUGCGAGCCACUCUUAUGCACCACAAAUAA
Messenger RNA from Phlebotomus argentipes, 1530 nucleotides. Its product is annotated as sodium channel protein Nach-like. Gene Ontology annotation, molecular function: ligand-gated sodium channel activity. Gene Ontology annotation, biological process: sodium ion transmembrane transport. NCBI's taxonomy places the organism in Eukaryota, Metazoa, Arthropoda, Insecta, Diptera, Psychodidae. Gene Ontology annotation, cellular component: membrane. The record is from RefSeq and is a predicted model, not a curated record. Bases 1 to 1530 code for a protein of 509 amino acids. The transcript has 5 exons.